Messenger RNA from Trematosphaeria pertusa, 930 nucleotides. RefSeq lists its product as uncharacterized. The transcript is spliced from 2 exons. Lineage: Eukaryota; Fungi; Ascomycota; Dothideomycetes; Pleosporales; Trematosphaeriaceae. Bases 102 to 506 code for a protein of 134 amino acids. The record is from RefSeq and is a predicted model, not a curated record.
UGCACGUCUUUGCCUGUAGCCUGCAUCCUGCUGUCUUUGCCUAUCCCGUGCUCACCGAUCUCACCGAUCUCAUUGGCUCUAUCCAUCUAUUCUACCAUUAGAUGGCGCCGUCUAUGGAUAAUUGGAAGCAUAUCGUUCUGGGAUCGCGGUCCGCUACCUACUGUGUCGCCUUCGUUGUGUUCUGUUUUCUUUGGAUGCUUCUUCGGCUGCGCAAUGCGUCACACAUUGCACUCCAGCAAGACGACGUUGAGAGAGUGUCUCCGGUGCCCCUGGCUGGUAUUCUAGUUACCAGGGACUUCAAGGCCUCGGUAAAAUAUCUCGAUGCAUCCCAAGCGACCCCAGAAGCCCAAGGAUAUUCUGCCUCGAUCUGGCCCUGCAGGCGUCCUGAGCAGUCAUUUCUACAUACCAUUCUUUCCUCCGUCCUCUAUCGCAAGCCCGACCCAACGGAGAACGGAACCCCGCAGUCUCGCAUUCGUCAAAAGGCUCCACCCUCUGAUUCCUCCUGAGACGAAGAUCUCUUAAAUAGCGGCAAAGCUCGUGGGGGUGCGGCGAGCAAGGGCAGGGCUAACGGUGAGGGGGGACGAGGCAGGCUUGUCAUAGCGAAGAUUUAUUCCAACGUCACGAAGGCUAUGUACACGGUGCAGAUAGUGAAACCAUUUUUUUCAACCAUGCUUGGCGCGUUGUUCUCAUGUCUCCACGGUCGGACACCCCUAGCUGUUGGUUGCGGAGCCGGCGCGACCUUUCUUCUUCUUCCUCUGAGGGCUCUUUGGCUCAGCCUGGGAUAACGUGUCUAGAGUAAUUUGCUGAGACUCCCCAAUGUCCUCGUUCAGACGUUGUUGCUCGAAAUGCUGAGAUAAUCCAGACGUUGCUGAGGUUAAACCCCCGCGUUCAGAACACUGCCAAGUUUUGCGAAACGGAUUGCCUGAGGGA